AUGGUCACCCAAUCCUUUUAUGCUAAGAAGCGUGUAAGCGGCGCAAAGCAUAUUCAGCCACCCACACGUCAACGUGCCAAGGUCGUGCUCAGCAAAGAGGCUCGCGCUGCUCUCAGACUUGACCGACGUGCAAAGUCCCUUCGAUUCAAGGAUUCUUUAGACGAUGCUUGGAAGCAGCUGGACGACGCUACCAAAACCAUCGCUACUACCCACCAUAAAAGUAUCCGGCGUGUUCAAAAUGAUUUGUACGUGGGUCGGGGGCUUCUCCGCUCGAAACGCUCAAAGCCGAAUCUAUGGAAUGCGUUUUGCUGGAAGAAGAACCAGGAUAGAGAGAACGAAGCCCACGGUAAAGCUGCACUCCAAUCACUCGUGCAUGAUCACAAGGCUGAGUACCUUGCCCUCUCGAGGGAGGAGCAAGACGAACUGCUUGCCGAGUUCACUGAAUGGAAGGAGACGAAGACUACCGGUAUUCGUACCUCAACGAAGUCGAAGAUAAACGACAUCACACAGACCUUAAAGGCGGUCGAAAACGAGCUCAUCAGUCUGCAUUGUCGUACGGGUGCAGAGUCUAUUCUCUACACUACACGCGGCUCUACCGAUCUUCCCCUUCGAGGUAUCGCAUUUUCCACCGACGGUGUCGAAAAUUUUAUGGGUACCGUCAUGGGCAUUGAUAACCAAGACUUAGUCAGUAAAAUGGAGGGUUUUGCAGUACAAGGCAUGCAAGGUUCUGCCAAAAACCACAAGAAGCGCGUCUCCGACAAACGUUCAGAAAUCCGGGAAAUUAUCAACAGAAAACUUCGUGA
Suillus clintonianus is the source of this 803-nucleotide messenger RNA. RefSeq lists its product as uncharacterized. The transcript is spliced from 4 exons. The annotation marks the transcript as partial. The record is from RefSeq and is a predicted model, not a curated record. Lineage: Eukaryota; Fungi; Basidiomycota; Agaricomycetes; Boletales; Suillaceae.